Cladophialophora carrionii CBS 160.54 is the source of this 429-nucleotide messenger RNA. RefSeq lists its product as uncharacterized. The record is from RefSeq and is a predicted model, not a curated record. Gene Ontology annotation, cellular component: mitochondrial matrix. NCBI's taxonomy places the organism in Eukaryota, Fungi, Ascomycota, Eurotiomycetes, Chaetothyriales, Herpotrichiellaceae. The transcript has a single exon. The coding region runs from base 1 to 429 and encodes 142 amino acids. Gene Ontology annotation, biological process: mitochondrial proton-transporting ATP synthase complex assembly.
AUGUCCACCACAAAAGCAACACCAACCCUCCGGUCGCUCUACCGCCGUCUCCUCCGCGAACUCCCACCGACGCCCCAACCACGACACACCCUCCCACGCACGCCCAUCCACGCGUCCAUCCGCAAACACGUCGUCUCGUCUUGGGGACAGCAACAGCAGCAGCAGCAGCAGCAUCACUCCGAGGCCCAGGCCCAGGCCCAGGCUCAGGCCCGCCUCCAGGAACUAGAGCAGUUCGUCACGUACCUCCGUGCGCAGAGAAUGUACGGCACGCUCCUCCAGCGGUAUAAUCCCGGCAUGGGCAUGGAUGAGGAGGAAAGAGUCCGCUUGACGGCGCGGCGCGUGGGGAUGGAUUUGCCGAUCGAGUAUGGAGAUGGGGAUGGGUAUGGUGGAGUGGGAGCGGGAGCUCGAGGAGGGGGGAAUAAGAAGUGA